This is a messenger RNA of Babesia bovis T2Bo, 1073 nucleotides long. Its product is annotated as Oligomerization domain family protein. Lineage: Eukaryota; Apicomplexa; Aconoidasida; Piroplasmida; Babesiidae. The record is from RefSeq and is a predicted model, not a curated record. The transcript has 6 exons. Bases 19 to 1047 code for a protein of 342 amino acids.
AAAUGUAAAUUAAACCCAAUGGGUGCUGCACAUAUAUGGAAUUUGUUGCGUUAUCAUCAUUUCGGGUUGCGGCAACUGCAUUGUCGACUGUAUAAGCUAUGUUAUCGCCACUCGGCUACCGAUGACAUUGAAGGACGCUUUAGACACGUUAACAACGCUCUUUCUCGGACGGAUGGAUGCUAUGACCAAAAUGUCUUUCAUCAUGACUCUUUAGAUCCCAAAGUUGAUACAGGAGGACCUUCUGCGGAUCACUCAGGGCCUGCUCUGGACAGUGAGAUGAUUCGUUCCAUACCUCUAGAACGUAUAGAAGAUGCGUUAUUACAGUCAGUACCAGAGAACAUCAGGACCUGCAGCAUCGAGAACGAAUCGCUAACACCCGGUCAAUUGUUUUACCUAGAGAAUCGAGAUAAACUGCUGGAAAAUCUUCGCCGGCGUUAUUUCGAGGAGAGUGGUGUAGAGGCUCCAAGUGAUGGAGAGAUAGAGAGCAUCCUACCGCUUCUUAUGGAAGAGGAGAAGUACGGUUCUUAUGAUCAUGCAUCAGUUGUUUCACCUGGUAAACAUCAUCUUUGGGACUACGAUACAGGUGCCGUUUCAUCCAGGAAGCAAACAAUCCAUUUACAUAAAGGCCAGAUGCCGACAUUGCAGCAGAUAGUUGAUAUUUUGGAACAGGAGCGUAUAAUGCAUGUUUCGGUUGUAGACAUGGACAGUUGUAACCGCCGGGACCAAGGCAUGUACUGCAUAGUUGGCACGGGUGCGACACGGUCUCAUUGCAGGCGCGUCGGAAGAUUGCUAUAUCGUGUCAUAGUCGAUCUAGAAAUACCCUUUGUGUCAGAUACUUCUUAUUGCUGUCAUUCCCGGAGUGAUGAAUGGAUAGUAGCUCGUCUAGGCCCUCUUUGCGUACACCUAAUGGUAAAAGAGGUUCGUGAGAAACAAAGCAUUGAGGAUAUAUGGGAGGAAUCUCGCGUAGAUGAAGGUAGCCGCGUAUCGCAAUCAUUACCUGAGAUGGAUACACCGAGUGAUGAAAAUACAUUAACACGAUUAAAUUAAUUUGUUGUUGUUACAUUUUGACCUGU